CACCCACCAACAACCAACUACGAGAAAACUUGGAAUUGUUUCCAAACACUCCGUUUUCUUGGUUGAUUGUUUCUUUUAUUCUUUUUUAAUUAAAACUUUAAUCAAUAAGUGUCUAAGCCCGUUUGCUUCUGCAAAAUUUCGCUUUUUCCUAGCGAAUUCAGAAUUUACCAAAGAAAGACAUUAUUAAGAUUUCCUUCUUUUUUCUUUUCAUUUGGGAUUUUUUUUUGAUAUAAAUCUCAAUUGAAAUCUUAUUUCUCACUUAUCUGCAUUUCAGUAGGUGCCACAUCAUAAUUCAGUUUCUGUAUCUUUUGUUCUCGCGCUUUUUAUUUUUCAUAAAUUUAUAAGAAAAAAACGAGUCAUGGUAAAGCGUCGUACGGCCGCAGUUCUUCCCAUCAAUCUUCCUCAUUUACAGCAUUUGGUGAAAAAGGACCCCAAAUCCUACCGCGACGAAUUUUUACAGCAAUGGAACCAUUAUGAGACAGUUAGAGAAAUUUUCCUUAUUCAACCAUCCAAUGAUGUUACUGAAUUCAGUUCCCUUGUUGACUUUAUUGCUCAAACAUGUAACCAUUAUACGGACAUUACUAAGGACUUUUCGAAAGAAUUAAUGGACUUACUUCAAAAAAAUCAUGACCAGUUUCCUUUUGAACUAUCUGAAAAAAUCGUACAGGCUCUUGUUUUACUAAAAAACAAAAGUGCUCUGUCGCCUAUCACACUUCUACAGUGCUUUUUCCCUCUCUUCAGCAGUAAUCCUUCUCGAGCCUUCCGUGAACUCCUAUAUGAGCAGGUUUCUCUUACAGUACGUAAUGCAAACAAGAAAGCCAAGAAUGAUAAGCUUAACAAAGCUGUUCAAGCUGCUUUAUUUACCUUAGUGGAAACUUCUGAUACGGCCUCUAUAACACAUACGGAUUAUUCUAACAAGAAGCAUGAAUAUUCCCCAAACGAGCUUUCCGGUAUGUGGGCUGUAAAAAUGGUCCAAGACUUAUGGAAGCGAAAUAUUUGGUCUGGUGAUGCUCGAGCGGUCAACAUUAUGAAGACUGCCGCUUUAUCAAACAACACCAAAGUUAUGCUUAGCGGUAUAUAUUUUUUCUUAGGUGCUGAUACCCAAGAAAAUGAAGAAGAAGAAGAAGAAGAAGACGAUGGUUUGGAUGUCUCCAAAUUAAUGCAUCAAUCGAAUAUUAAUAAGAAAACAAAAUCUCGUGAAGCUCAGAUACUCCGUAUUCGUGCUCUUGUGAAGAAAAAAGAAAGGGGGAAGAUGGCACCCCCUGCAAAUGUUAACUUUCCUGCUCUUCAACUUUUAUAUGAUCCUCAAGGAUUUGCAGAAGAACUUUUUGAAAAGCAAUUAGUGAAUUCAAAUCGUUCUCUCUCUAUGGAUCAUAAACUUGUAGUUCUUCGUCUUCUUACGAGAUUGAUUGGUACUCACAAGUUGACUGUUUUAGGUCUUUACUCGUACAUGAUGAAAUAUCUGACUCCCCAUCAGCGUGAAGUUACUCAGUUUCUAGCUUGCUUAGCUCAAGCUAGCCAUGAAUUUAUUCCUCCAGAUGUUUUAGAACCUUUGAUCCGAAAAAUCGCUGACGAAUUUGUCACUACAGGUGUCGCUAAUGAAGUUGUGUGCGCCGGUAUUAACGCCAUUCGAGAAGUUUGUGCACGUUGCCCAUUUGCUAUGACGGCAGAUCUAUUACAAGAUUUAACCGAAUAUAAGUCUAGCAAGGAUAAAGGUGUUAUGAUGGCUAGCCGUGGUCUCAUUACUUUGUAUCGUGAAGUUGCUCCUGACAUGUUGAAGAAAAAGGACCGAGGAAAGCUUGCAUCGAUGGAGUUGAAGGAUCGUGCUCCAAUCAAGUUUGGUGAAGAACUAAACGUUGUUCACGGUAUUGAAGGCUUAGAACUGCUUGAAAAAUAUAAAAAUGAAAAUGAAGAUGGUGGAAACGAGGACGACGAUAGCAAAUGGGAAAACUGGGAAGCUGUGGACAAUGAAAGUGAUUCAGGUGAAAGCGAAGGUUGGGUUAACCUAGGAAGUGAUGAUGAUAUCAAUAUUAGUGACAGUGAAGGGGAAAAUAAUAAUCAAAAAGAUACCGGAGGAACAUCGGAAGAUAAAGCUAAGCUUGAGGACAGCGAGCAUAAAAAUGAAGCUUCUAACUUGGCUGCUAGAUCAAUUUUGACUCCAGCUGAUUUAAAGAAGCUGGAAGAACUGCGUGAAAAAGCUAACGUUGACCGCUUGGUCCAUGGACCAAAACGUGUACAUGCUGGCGACGCCGUUGUUGAUGCAGGUGAUAUUGAAGGUCCAAAGAAAAGGAUGAAAGACGAUCGUGAAGGCCGUUUGGCACGUGUCAUGGAAGGUCGUGAAGGUCGCGAGAAGUUUGGAUCCAAGAGUAAUCAAUUUAAUCCUACGAGUCUUUCAAAUAAGAGAAAGCAAAAGAACAAAAACUUUAUGAUGAUUAAACAUAAAGUCAAAGGAAAGGCUGGAAGAAGCCUUAUGCAGAAGCGGAAAUCUUUGCGUGAUCAUAUCGAUCGCGAGAAAAAACGUAUAAAGUAAAGGAAGAUUAGUCUGAAAAGGUGUCAAUGAUUUAAGAUAUCUCUGGUGAGUUUUUUUGGUAAUUGUUUUAUAGAAAGGAAUCGGUUUAGGGAUUAGGACAAUUAAUAUUAUUGCAUUAUAAUACAGCAAUUGCAUAAAGCUUCUUUG
Molecule: messenger RNA, 2677 nt
Organism: Schizosaccharomyces cryophilus OY26
Lineage: Eukaryota; Fungi; Ascomycota; Schizosaccharomycetes; Schizosaccharomycetales; Schizosaccharomycetaceae
Product: SDA1 family protein
Exons: 1
Coding region: 359-2530 (723 amino acids)
Biological process (GO): ribosomal large subunit biogenesis; ribosomal large subunit export from nucleus
Cellular component (GO): nucleolus
Source: RefSeq, a predicted model, not a curated record